GGCCAAUCAGAUUCUGAUGAGAUUCUCAAAAAUCCAGAGCUCAAUGAAGCCAUUAAGGCUUUGCCAGCUAACUACAAUUUUGAGGUCCACAAAACAAUAUGGAGGGUACGACAAGCCAAAGCCAAGAGAGUGGCCUUGCAGUUGCCCGAGGGUCUGCAGAUGUUUGCCUGUGUGAUCGCUGACAUCAUUGAAAGAUUCACAGAGGCGGACACUCUGGUGAUGGGAGAUGUGACAUAUGGGGCCUGCUGCGUAGACGACUUCACUGCCCGGGCACUGGGAGCUGACUUCAUGGUGCAUUAUGGACACAGUUGUCUCAUCCCUAUAGACUCAACAGAGGGCAUCAAGAUGCUGUACGUGUUUGUGGACAUCCAGAUUGACACUGCCCACUUCCUGGACACACUCAGGUUCAACUUUCCCCCUGGCCACUCGCUCGCCCUCGUCAGCACCAUCCAGUUUGUGGCUGCUUUACAGGCAGCCAGUGCAGAGUUGAAGCCAGGUUAUGAGGUGUUGGUACCUCAGUGUCGACCACUUUCUCCUGGCGAGAUCCUCGGAUGCACGUCACCUCGUCUGGAGAAGCAUGUCAAUGCCAUCAUUUAUCUCGGAGACGGAAGAUUUCAUUUGGAAUCCAUCAUGAUUGCCAACCCAGAUAUACCUGCAUACAGGUAUGACCCAUACAGUAAAGUAUUUUCUCGAGAGUAUUAUGACCAUGAGGCAAUGCGGGCCACCAGACUGCAGGCUAUAGAGAGCGCCCGCUCAGCCCAGAGAUGGGGCCUCAUCCUCGGCACCCUUGGCCGUCAGGGCAACCCCAAAAUCUUGGAGCACUUAGAGUCUCGGUUGGAGUCUUUGGGUCGUUCGUUCACACGUGUGCUCCUGUCUGAGAUCUUCCCCGGCAAGCUGGAGCUUCUGGCAGACGUGGAUGCGUGGGUGCAGAUCGCUUGUCCUCGUCUCUCCAUCGACUGGGGAACGGCUUUCUCCAAACCCUUGCUGUCUCCAUACGAGGCAGCAGUAGCGCUGCAGCAGGUGGGAUGGCAGGAGGUGUAUCCUAUGGAUUUCUAUUCCAAUCAGAGCCUGGGGGCCUGGACUCCUAAUUACCCAGACAACCAACCAAAAAGGCCUUCUCGCAAACCCAUGCAGAAGGCGGGUUCAGAUGCCGGUCAGCAGGUGAGGAGCUGUGGCCCUGAGAAGAGCGCCCCCUGCGGCUGCCAGCCGGAAUAAACGCAGCCCUUUCAGCACGACCAACCACUGAUCAAUGCGGACAUCUGCAGGAGACAAGCGAGCCAAUCAGAUCUCACUAUUGACAUCCCAGCCCAACACUUCACAUCCCUCGUUAUGACACGAGACGGCGAGAAACGGAAAAACUGAAGUGAGAAAGAAUAAGUGUGUGUGUGUGUGUGUGAGAGAGAGAGAGAGAGAGAGAGAGAGAGAGAAAUGCAAAAAUGUGAGGAAGUCUGUGUGUGUGUGUGUGUGUGUGUGUGUGUGUGUGUGUGUGUGUUUAGUGCACUGACAUGUCACUGGUGUGUGUAAGACAGACAUAAUCCGUUGAAAAAGAAGCGCUGACCCUGAAUGCACAAUGUCUGGGUGGGUGGUUUUAGUUUAACGUAAUCAUCUUGUCCCUCACUUAGAAAUGAGCUGCCAGCCACUUUGCAUAAGUGACCUUCAUCCUUUCAAAAUUACAGCGGGAAAUGAGAGCAUGUUCAGAAUUAUUCUUCUGCGGAGGAAGAUAAUACUUAUUCUGAAUUCCAAUUCUGACUUUUUUAUUUCCCAUUAUGCCGGGAUGAGAGGUUCUCCAAGCGAAAGGAGCUCUUUUUGAAUGUUUUGUGCAGGGUGCGUUUUAGUUACUCCCAAAAUAAAAUUACAUGUUUACAA
This is a messenger RNA of Puntigrus tetrazona (Sumatra barb), 1866 nucleotides long. Its product is annotated as 2-(3-amino-3-carboxypropyl)histidine synthase subunit 1-like. Gene Ontology annotation, molecular function: 2-(3-amino-3-carboxypropyl)histidine synthase activity. Gene Ontology annotation, biological process: protein histidyl modification to diphthamide. NCBI's taxonomy places the organism in Eukaryota, Metazoa, Chordata, Actinopteri, Cypriniformes, Cyprinidae. The transcript is spliced from 11 exons. The record is from RefSeq and is a predicted model, not a curated record. Bases 160 to 1215 code for a protein of 351 amino acids.